Saccharomycopsis crataegensis is the source of this 897-nucleotide messenger RNA. It is a transcript of the gene TUM1, whose product is annotated as thiosulfate sulfurtransferase. The record is from RefSeq and is a predicted model, not a curated record. The coding region runs from base 1 to 897 and encodes 298 amino acids. The transcript has a single exon. Gene Ontology annotation, cellular component: mitochondrion. Gene Ontology annotation, molecular function: thiosulfate-cyanide sulfurtransferase activity. NCBI's taxonomy places the organism in Eukaryota, Fungi, Ascomycota, Saccharomycetes, Ascoideales, Saccharomycopsidaceae.
AUGCUGAGAACUAAUAUCAAAGUUAUUACUCCUUCAAAGCUCAAUAGUUUGUUGAAAACUGCAUCUCUGGAAUCAAGAAUUGUUCCGGUAGAUGCAACAUGGUAUAUGCCAAACCAGAAGAAGCUCGGAUUCGACACCUUCAAGGCAUCAAGAAUCCCUAACUCCAUAUUUAUCGAUAUUGAUAAAAUAAAGGAUGAAAAAUCUAGCUACCCUCACAUGUUGCCAUCUUCGGAUAUCUUCAAAUAUCAUGUUUCCAAGUUGGGGAUAAGAAAUAAUGACCAUUUGGUGGUUUAUGAUCAAAUCGGUAACUUUUCUGCCCCAAGAGCUGCUUGGAUGUUUGAAGUCUUUAGACAUAAAAACAUAUAUUUAUUGGAUAACUACCAGUCUUAUUUGAAAGAAAAAUAUGAUAUCGAUUCAUCCCCAAUAGAUAAACCAAGCACCUAUCCGGAAUCAGACUACGAAAUGGAGCGCACAAUCCUUAAUGAUGUUGUAUCGUUUGAAGAGAUCUAUGAUAUCGUUUCUGAUCCAGCCAACUCUUCAAAAUAUCAUAUUCUCGAUGCAAGAUCUACUGGUAGAUAUAAGGGUGUUGAUCCAGAGCCAAGGCCCGGCUUAACUUCAGGACACGCCCCUCAUGUUAUCAGCAGCCCAGCCACGGAGGUUUUGCAACCUGGAGACAAAACUUUUUUGCCAAAGGAAGACUUGAUUGAGUUUUUCAAUAAUAGGAAAGUGGACAAUUCUAAACCAAUAAUUGUUAUGUGUGGAACUGGUGUCACUGCUUGUAUCAUCAAGUCGGCACUAGAAAUAUCUGGUUUGGGUGAAAAAGGUAUCCAAGUGUAUGAUGGUUCUUGGACAGAAUAUGCUCAAAGAGCUGAUCCAAAAUACAUCAUCAAAGAGUAG